CCAUACCUCACAGGCUCACACUAACCUUUUGCGCGUUUAUAGAUUUCUCCAUCCAGCGUAUAGGCCGAAAUCGAUCGUAAGCAGAGCAGCAACACUGAAAAUAAAGAAGUUUGUUGAGCGGAGUAAAGUUUAGGCGUUUAACAAUGGUUGGGACGAACUUGAAGGCAGAAACUACGUCGCUGAUGGACGAAAGGGAUGCUACGGAGUCUGAAAUCAACGCAAUUAUUCACCGUCUUUGCCAGGACGGAGGUCCUGGUCUAUCUGCCAACCUUGUCGACUCCGAGGGUUUCCCUCGUGCAGACAUUAAUAUACCGGCUGUUCGAGCAGACCGUCAGCGCCUAGCUGAGCUUAGAAUUGACCACAUAAAUCUCACAGAGAAAAUCAGUCAAAAUAUACAACUUUUACAUGCUACGAAACUGGGACCUAAGGUUUCAACCACCAUGGAUUCAGAUGAUGUUGAUAUGAGUAAUACUGUUGGUCCUGCAAACGCUGAUACAACUAGCGGAAUCCCUUUUGCAAUGGUAGAUGAAAUAGCUGAGGCAUCUCCUGCAGCAGAAGAUGGUUUGCAGCUUGGGGAUCAGAUGGUGAAAUUUGGAAGUGUAGAAUCUGGGGAUGACUUACUACCCAGGCUUGCCUCUGAAGUUCAGAAAAAUCAAGGCACUGCAACAUCUGUGGUUGUUAUGAGGCAGGGUGUGUUAACAAGCUUGUAUAUAACUCCUCGAACAUGGGAAGGAAGCGGUUUACUGGGAUGUCAUUUUAAAUUUCUCUGAUGUUAUACUUCUACGAUAGCAAGGUGAAGCAAGUUUUAAGGUGUUGCCUUUAUGCAUGUCAAGGGGGUUUUACAAGCUGCUCCUGCUUUGCUACUGGAUCAUUUGCCACAGUAUUAUGAGUUUGUAUAUGCUAUCGGAGUCGCUUGAACAAUCAGUUGUUCUUGGGGGUUGUUUAUCUAGCUCUCCUGCUGUAGUGCUGUGUCUUCAGAGCCAUGUUUUGCACGUUAUUUUACAUCAGGUGGUCUGCCCGUAUUUGGUGAUUGUAUGCCAAGACAAAUUUGUACAUUUGAGUCUACUUGGAGGUGCUAAGGUGUUUUUAUUUUUUUAUUAUUUUUUUUAAAAGAUUUUGACCUAGGCUCCUAGAGCUAAGUUAACGUACUACUUUUGGUUUAAACUAGGGGUGAGCAUGGGACGGGUACCCGUACCAUUAGUACUAACAGUUCGGGUACCCGAUCACCAAUAUCACUAAAAGUGAUAUUUAUAAACCGAACCGAUAAGUUCGAGUACCUGGAUUUUCGAAACGGUUAUCGGGUACCCCAAUAGUGAUAAUCAAACUUAAUAAAUUAGUUAUUAUGAUA
Messenger RNA from Chenopodium quinoa (quinoa), 1348 nucleotides. Its product is annotated as 26S proteasome non-ATPase regulatory subunit 9. Gene Ontology annotation, molecular function: protein binding. The transcript has 5 exons. Gene Ontology annotation, biological process: proteasome regulatory particle assembly. Gene Ontology annotation, cellular component: cytoplasm; nucleus. The coding region runs from base 144 to 770 and encodes 208 amino acids. Lineage: Eukaryota; Viridiplantae; Streptophyta; Magnoliopsida; Caryophyllales; Amaranthaceae. The record is from RefSeq and is a predicted model, not a curated record.